Molecule: messenger RNA, 636 nt
Organism: Dracunculus medinensis (Guinea worm)
Lineage: Eukaryota; Metazoa; Nematoda; Chromadorea; Rhabditida; Dracunculidae
Source: the annotation of a GenBank genome assembly
AUGCAAAUAGUUCCAGAAAAUGCUCUUCGAAGUUCCAGAUCUAGUUUUACAAGCGAUGACUUACCUUAUGUCUUAAAGGGCAAAGUGGUUUCGCAAUCCUCGCCAUUCGUAUCAAAAAAUGAGUAUGUGGCGACAAUCACUGAAAUUAGAAAUAAUGCUUCACCAACGGAAACAAAAAAUCAACCAGAAGCAUUAGUUUCGAGCAAAAUUGAUGAAAUGUCUCAACAGUAUGAAUCAGAAACUCUUCCCCCAGGAAUUCCACCAUUUCUCAAAGGUGCUUCGUUAGAUAUUCAUAGAAGGUUUCUAGAAAUUGUUUUCAAUCGCAAUGAUAGCUUUCGAGGAAAACAAACUAAACUCGAUGAAUUGGUUUCAAAAUUGGAUAUAAAAAAUCAACAAAUGUAUGAACAAUUUCGUAAAAACAAAGACAUUGAAGAAACGGAAAGACGAUCGAGAAUCCAUGCUUUAGUUGCUACUAUGUCGGAUAAAGCACAAGCAGCUUUUGCUAAAAUCUCAGCUGUUCUCAUGAAUCCAGAUACGAAAGAUUUUGAACGGCAGGAAAUGCUUCAAAAAAUCUAUUCGAAAGUGGAAAGCAGUGUUAAAAACGAAUUCAAUCGCCGUUUUGCAGAACUUGUUUAA